Messenger RNA from Daphnia pulex (common water flea), 2133 nucleotides. Its product is annotated as cytochrome P450 4C1-like. The transcript has 12 exons. Gene Ontology annotation, molecular function: oxidoreductase activity, acting on paired donors, with incorporation or reduction of molecular oxygen; iron ion binding; monooxygenase activity. Bases 108 to 1694 code for a protein of 528 amino acids. The record is from RefSeq and is a predicted model, not a curated record. Lineage: Eukaryota; Metazoa; Arthropoda; Branchiopoda; Diplostraca; Daphniidae.
GUGUACGAGUUGGGAGAGAAAUCGAGCGUGUUUUAUUUUAUCAAAUGAGGGAUUGAUUCGAAACAUGCACAGGUAGCUAGUUGGUGUCCGGCUAUCAUCGUUUGAACAUGUUGGACAUUUCGUGGUCUGGAUGGAAAUGGAGUCCAUCACUGCUGGCCAUGACGACCCUGGCCGGAUUGCUGGCCGGCUAUUAUUGGGUGUGGAGUCGUUCCCGCUUUGUCCGCCUCAUCGACGCUCUGCCUGGACCGAAAACGUUUCCUUUGCUGGGCAACGUUCUCGAUCUUUUGAAAUAUUCUACUGACAGGCGAUUGUGUGUUGAUUGGAUCAAACAGAACGGAUAUAUUUUCCGAGUAUGGAUUGGUUACUAUCCGGCGGUUCACGUCUCUCAUCACGAAUUAUUGGAACAAAUUCUUUCCAAUCAAAAUCACAUAACAAAUCCAAUCGAAUACAAAUUAAUUUUCCCGGAAAACUGCCUUGGUGUGUUAGCGGGUGACGAAUGGCGUCACCGUCGCCGAUUGCUGACUCCGGCGUUCCACUUCAAAAUUCUCGAUGGAUUCGCGUCUACCAUGAAUGAAAAGAGCAUGGCCUCCGCUGCCAAAGUGGAAGAAAUUCUGGGGCCAUCAGCUGGAAGCAAAGAAAUUGACGUCUUUCCAAUUAUGGUCAAGCUGGCUUUCGAUGUCCUCUACGAAACUUCCAUGGGCAUGAAUACGUGGAGUGAACAGGACACGAAUACAUACGCAGAGAGUCUUGAGGGUAUGGAGCACAUCUUUAUGGAGCGUGUCGUCCGUAAACCGUGGCUGAGGAUCGAUUGGAUUUACAAAUUCACCUCACUGUACCGCAAACAAAUGCAGUACUCUUCUUUCUUCAACAACUUCACCGAAAAGGUGAUUCGAGAACGUCGCGAAUUGCAGAAGCGAAACGCAGCAGAGAAACACUCAAGUCCUCAGCCAGUGUUGAACAAUAAUAACGUCGAUGAAGAGGACAUGCUCACACGACCAAAAGAGAGAUUGGCCCUUUUGGAUUUAUUAUUAAAAAUAUCGGAAGAGAAUCCUGAAUUAGACGACAAAGUGAUCGGCGACGAAAUUUCCCUUUUCAUAUCCGCGGGUUACGAUUCAUCAUCUGUGGCCAUAACUUGGUUUCUUUACCUCAUCGCUAAACAUCCGGAACACCAGAAAUUGGUGACGGACGAAUUGGAUCUGAUUUUUGGCGAUUCCGAUCGGCCGGUGACGGCGCAGGACUUGACUCGGCUCAAAUAUUUGGAGUGUUGCAUCAAAGAAACAUUGAGGUUGUAUCCAUCCCUUCCAUUAAUGGCGCGAUACUUAACGGAAGAAGUUCAAGUUGGUGAUUACACUUUACCAAAGGGCUUGACAGUUCUAAUAAAUAUUUACAUGACCCAUCGCAACCCAGAAGUUUAUCCUGAUCCGGAUGCUUUCAAGCCGGAACGAUUCCUUCCUGAGAACUGUAUCGGUCGGCAUCCAUACGCCUUCAUUCCGUUUAGCGCCGGACCCCGCAAUUGCAUCGGACAAAAGUUCGCCAUGCUGGAAAUCAAAAUUUCACUUGCCAACAUAUUGCGGCGGCUUCGAUUUUCUCAUUCGGAUAUGUCGGGUCCACUUGAAAUCUCUACAAUGCAACUUACUUUUAAACCCAAGGACAAUCAAUGCAAAUUAAUCGUCUCUAAAAAAAUCGCCCAAUAAUCUUCUCCAAGCCUAAAAAAAAAAAAAAAAAAAAAUAUUCAAAAGAAAAAGGAACGGUAAGAAAAAUUCAUAAAAUCAUUCCGCCAUUGCACAGCUUCUUCUACAAUAAGACCUUGAAAGGAAACAAAACAUUCCCUUGACAACCCGAGGGAAGACAUUAUUAAUUUGCAUAAAUGAGCUAUAAAAGUAUAAUUUAAUUUCUCUAUUUAAAGGUGGUCACUUGCCCAAUUUGAAAAGAGAUUUGUUCUGCUUUACUACACCUGAUUUGAUACGCAAAUAUUCGAAACGAUUUUUCUGUUUUGUUAUUGGUUAAAUUGGUUUUUCACUUUUUGUUUUCUAACUCUUCCUUUCUUUCUUUCCCCAACCUUCAGCGUUUACAGAGAUGGUAUAAUUAUAUAUCCCCUCCGUCAGAUGCAAAUAAAUGCGCAUAGAGGCUAAA